Messenger RNA from Delphinapterus leucas (beluga whale), 3561 nucleotides. RefSeq names its product midline 1 (gene MID1). The record is from RefSeq and is a predicted model, not a curated record. Gene Ontology annotation, molecular function: zinc ion binding; protein binding. Gene Ontology annotation, cellular component: cytoplasm. Gene Ontology annotation, biological process: regulation of microtubule cytoskeleton organization. Lineage: Eukaryota; Metazoa; Chordata; Mammalia; Artiodactyla; Monodontidae.
UGAGACCCGAUUUGAAAUAAGAGCCAGGCGGUCCUCGCUUCCCUGCGCCCGACUUUUCAUAGGCUAGGAAGCAAAGCUUGAGAAACUUGACGUUGUCUUGGGCAGAGUGCGUGUAGCAACAGAUCAAAGAAAAAGAGGAAGAAAACGUGCUCCCAGCUGCCGGGGGAUCUCGCUGAGUUGCUUUUGUCUUGCGGGCUUCUGUUGGGUUUGGUGUUUCCCCCUGGAAGACCGCUGCGUGGGCUUCGAGGCGGCUCGCUCCCUGCCGGAUGGGUGAUGGAAGUCUAAACAUGAGGCAGAUAGCUGAUCAGCUUCCUUGGAUUUUGCUGAUGACCCAGGAGAGCUUUGCCUGAAGAUGGAAACACUGGAGUCGGAGCUGACCUGCCCUAUUUGUCUGGAGCUCUUUGAGGACCCUCUUCUGCUCCCCUGCGCACACAGCCUCUGCUUCAACUGCGCCCACCGCAUCCUGGUGUCGCACUGCGCCACCAACGAGUCCGUGGAGUCCAUCACUGCCUUCCAGUGCCCCACCUGCCGACAUGUCAUCACGCUCAGCCAGCGAGGUCUAGACGGGCUCAAGCGCAACGUCACCCUGCAGAACAUCAUCGACAGGUUCCAGAAAGCUUCGGUGAGCGGGCCCAAUUCCCCCAGCGAGACCCGCCGGGAGCGGCCGUUCGACGCCAACAGCAUGACUUCGGCCGAGAAAGUCCUCUGCCAGUUCUGUGACCAGGAUCCUGCCCAAGACGCCGUGAAGACCUGUGUCACUUGUGAAGUGUCCUACUGUGACGAGUGCCUGAAAGCCACUCACCCGAACAAGAAGCCCUUUACAGGCCACCGUCUGAUUGAGCCCAUCCCGGACUCGCACAUUCGGGGGCUGAUGUGCCUGGAGCACGAGGAUGAGAAGGUGAAUAUGUACUGCGUGACCGAUGACCAGUUAAUCUGUGCCUUGUGUAAACUGGUCGGGCGGCACCGAGACCAUCAGGUGGCAGCUUUGAGUGAGCGCUAUGACAAAUUGAAGCAAAACUUAGAGAGUAACCUCACCAACCUUAUUAAGAGGAACACGGAACUGGAGACGCUCUUGGCUAAACUCAUCCAAACAUGUCAACAUGUGGAGGUCAAUGCAUCACGUCAAGAAGCCAAAUUGAUGGAGGAGUGUGAUCUUCUUAUUGAGAUCAUUCAGCAAAGACGACAAAUUAUUGGAACCAAGAUCAAAGAAGGGAAGGUGAUGAGGCUUCGCAAACUGGCUCAGCAGAUUGCAAACUGCAAGCAGUGCAUUGAGCGGUCGGCAUCACUCAUCUCCCAAGCAGAACACUCUCUGAAGGAGAAUGAUCACGCGCGUUUCCUACAGACCGCGAAGAAUAUCACUGAGAGAGUCUCCAUGGCAACGGCAUCAUCCCAGGUGCUAAUUCCUGAAAUCAACCUCAACGACACCUUUGACACCUUUGCCUUAGAUUUUUCCCGAGAGAAGAAAUUGCUAGAAUGUCUGGAUUACCUUACAGCUCCCAACCCCCCCACAAUUAGAGAAGAGCUCUGCACGGCUUCCUAUGACACCAUCACCGUUCACUGGACCUCCGAUGACGAAUUCAGUGUGGUUUCCUACGAGCUGCAGUACACCAUAUUCACCGGACAAGCCAAUGUUGUGAGUCUGUGUAACUCGGCCGAUAGCUGGAUGAUCGUGCCCAACAUCAAGCAGAACCACUACACCGUCCACGGUCUGCAGAGCGGCACCAAGUACAUCUUCAUUGUCAAGGCCAUCAACCAGGCGGGCAGCCGCAGCAGCGAGCCUGGGAAGUUGAAGACAAACAGCCAACCAUUUAAACUGGACCCCAAAUCUGCACAUCGCAAGCUAAAGGUGUCCCACGAUAACUUGACAGUAGAACGUGAUGAGUCAUCAUCCAAAAAGAGCCACACGCCUGAACGCUUCACCAGCCAAGGCAGCUACGGCGUAGCUGGAAACGUGUUCAUUGACAGUGGCCGGCAUUACUGGGAAGUGGUCAUAAGCGGAAGCACAUGGUAUGCCAUUGGCCUCGCUUACAAAUCAGCCCCGAAGCAUGAGUGGAUUGGCAAGAACUCUGCUUCAUGGGCGCUGUGCCGCUGCCACAAUACCUGGGUGGUGAGACACAACAGCAAGGAGAUCCCCAUCGAGCCAGCCCCCCACCUCCGGCGCGUCGGCAUCCUGCUGGAUUACGAUAACGGCUCCAUCGCGUUCUACGAUGCCUUGAACUCCAUCCACCUCUACACUUUCGACAUCACAUUCUCGCAGCCUGUGUGCCCCACCUUCACUGUGUGGAACAAAUGUCUGACCAUCAUAACCGGCCUUCCCAUCCCAGACCAUCUAGACUGCACCGAGCAGCUGCCGUGAGCACGUGGCCGCGCGGAGCUGUCUUCCGGGGAAUGAAAAGGGUGGUGGCCACCAUUUCGGGGACACAGAAAACACAGGCUUCCAGAAUGUGAUUAAAUCUCACCAAAAAGUAUCCAGAAAUCAGCUAAGAUAGGACUCCAAACGGGCGAUUCCUCCCUGUCACUGUGUUUUGUAUCGAGUACAGGCUUUAAUAAUUUCUUCACCUUUUUUUUUUUUGUAUUUACAGGAAAAUUUAUAGAUUAUUUAUAAAAGGAACAUAACCAGGAUUACAACUCUUAGGAAUUCUCUGGUUUUGCACAUUAGGAGGCCCGGAAGUGUACCAGCUCUUGACCACCUUUAUUUCAGCACAGUGUCUGGGCUCGAGAAAAACGUUUUGUGUGCUUAUCUACCCUUCUCACAUCCUGUGUCCUGCAGCUAUUUUCAAAAUAAAAAGUAGUUUUGAAUCCAGUAGGGAAGUAAACAGGCUUUCUUACUCUGGUUUAUCUUGAAGUGUUCUAACUGCGAUGUCAGAAAAAUUUAUUGGGUCGUGUAGGAUGGAGAGAGGAAGAGGGAGAAUGGAAAGACGACUCGGGAGCUUGGAAUCUGCCAUAGUGAAAUCUGUAAUUACCCUCCGAUGGCUGGUGGGAUGAUGCUGGAAAGAAAGGUUCUGAAACCUUUGGCCACGUAUGGCCCUGUUUUUCCCAGGAUUAAGGAUGCUGGGAGAACAUGAAGAAUGAGAUUGCAGUUGAAAAAAGUCGCCUUGAGUCCUACUGAUUAUUCAAAAAUUCGGGCUGAUUUGCGUUUCCUCGGAAGUGGGAUUCUGUGACGUGAUAGAAAUCUAUUUCCUUUUAAUAGUUUCUUUAGGCCUGUGAAAUUUCUUCACUAUGUUUAAUAGCUGUCCUGUGUCCCCCCUCCCCCGAAUAAUUUUUGUCUCUGGGGCUGAGGAAAUAAACAUUUUCUGUCACAAAUGGCAACACCACUUUGGAUCGAUUUUGCUCUCCAGGACGUCAACACGUGGUCCCAGCUGCCACUACCACAUUCAACUGUAAGUCACCCGAAAAACACUUAAUAUAUAUGAGUUGGUAAUGACAAGGGACAUUGCAUAAAGUACUGUUCUCCAGUAUACGUGCCUCAAAAGUUAUUAUAAACAGACUUUUAUUAAACACAUCUUGAAAGAUGUAGAAGUCCCUCUAUAUUCUAGUGUAGUUUACCAUAGAGUUGUAAGA